GGGUUGAGUCACGCCUACAUCGUUGCUUUUAAAGGGAGGAAGAAGCCGCUAUUUCCAACAGUUUUGAUGCAGGUUCUGGGUUGCUAAGUCUUGCGAAUGGAGCUGCUCCCAGCCCUUAUGUUACUCUGUGCGUCUGCUGCACGCUCUGUAGCCGUCUCCCAUGGGUGCCCCGCAGAGUUUGUCAAAGUGACCGGGGUUUGGAAGUCUACCUGCUGCUCCAAGUGUCCGCCAGGCACCUUUAUGAAAGAAGAUUGUACAGACACCUCAGACUCUAUCUGUGUGCCAUGUGAAAAUGGAUCGUACACAAUGGAUUGGAAUAAUAUGUAUUUUUGUUUCGGAUGCACUAAAUGCAGUGAUGAAGGAGUGAGGUAUAAGAGAAACUGCACAACAACCUUAGAUGCCCAAUGUGAAUGCAUCGAGGGUUACAGAUGCACUGACGAAAAUUGCAGGCUAUGUGUUCGGAAAGGUAAGUUUUAUUAUGAAUUCUUUAAGAUAGAAAAUUGAGUACUGCAGCUAAAUCAAAUGAUUGUAACCUCGUUCAUGAGUGAUGGCAAUUUGCUCUUCAUUGAAGAUGGUUAUAUUUUCCACUUGUUGCCCUGCCCAAACCACUAUGAUGCUGGUGUAGCUUUAAUCACCAGAUGAUCUUCUGCUUUACUUCUUUGGCAUCUUCUCCUCU
Molecule: messenger RNA, 676 nt
Organism: Rhincodon typus (whale shark)
Lineage: Eukaryota; Metazoa; Chordata; Chondrichthyes; Orectolobiformes; Rhincodontidae
Product: tumor necrosis factor receptor superfamily member 1B-like
Exons: 3
Coding region: 97-504 (135 amino acids)
Biological process (GO): positive regulation of angiogenesis; defense response to protozoan; immune response-regulating cell surface receptor signaling pathway
Cellular component (GO): external side of plasma membrane; CD40 receptor complex
Molecular function (GO): protein binding; antigen binding
Source: RefSeq, a predicted model, not a curated record